AUGCAUCAACUGCAUCAGGGUCCAAGCUAUGACGUUUCCGUUGUUAUGUGGGUUGCCAGACAACGCGUGUUUAGCACAUGGGUUUAUCCCGCUAGACCACUUCGCUGCUGUCCUGGUCUUCAUAUCUUCUUCUUGAAAUGUUGGCUUAAAUAA
Messenger RNA from Nezara viridula (southern green stink bug), 153 nucleotides. The record is from the annotation of a GenBank genome assembly. NCBI's taxonomy places the organism in Eukaryota, Metazoa, Arthropoda, Insecta, Hemiptera, Pentatomidae.